Aspergillus bombycis is the source of this 2292-nucleotide messenger RNA. Its product is annotated as aflX/ ordB/ monooxygenase/ oxidase. Gene Ontology annotation, molecular function: oxidoreductase activity. NCBI's taxonomy places the organism in Eukaryota, Fungi, Ascomycota, Eurotiomycetes, Eurotiales, Aspergillaceae. The record is from RefSeq and is a predicted model, not a curated record. Bases 1 to 2292 code for a protein of 763 amino acids. The transcript has 4 exons.
AUGGAAUCACACGCACCAGCAGUCGCUGGCAAACCAGACCCUCAGAAGGGACCAUAUCAAGCCACUCCUUGGAAUAUCCAGCUCUCUGCGACGGACACACCAGGUUUCACUCAUGUUGAGAACUUGGAGCAGAGAAGCGCAGACCGGGCCUCAGAUCUAGUUAUGAACAACCACUCGAAGUUUCAUACCUUUCAUGACGAAAUUGUGGGAUUCCACAAUCACAUUAGCCACCAUGUUUUAACGCUGUGGGCCUUGGGAGCUACUCCCGAUGAGAUGCAAGCUGCAUAUGACUUCAACAAGCCCUUUCAGCUUCUGACCUACUAUAACGAUCCUGCCGUCAACAUUAAAUUGCGGGAUCCCGGGUUCUUUCGACAAGGUCUAGGCAACUUUGAGCUAUAUGGAGACUAUGUGCGCUUCUUCCAGGCUGAAGUGGCAGCGAAGGGUAUCCGCACGGUCUUGAAGGACUACCUUUUCAAGGGAGACAUGUUGGCGGACGAUCUGCUAGCCCGACUGUUUUCCGGCUUUCUCCACCCAUUAAUCAAUCUCGGGUUUGCCUUAGAGUUUCAACAGCCAUUCUUGGUGGCGGAAUGUCUGGCUUCAACCUGUCUGCACCCGUCAUACCCGGCGGAAUUCCUCACCGCCACUGACCAGCAUUUGGAGUGCAACGGACGACCGCGAAGUCUCCCAUUCCUCUCCAUUGUGGAAGAGAUGCGUCUGGACCCGGUGGUCGCCACAGCGGUUGGGCCAGAAGAUGGCAACAAUCGAAUUGCCGAUGCGCUGCUGAAAAGAGCCCUCACGGAUCUAAUCCCUCACUUGUCCCACUUUCAGGUAGAGCGAACGGAGGAGGAUCUCGCGCGCAAGACGGCGGAGAUGCUGCAAGCCUCAACCUACAUCUGUGGUGCGGCCCAGCAUCCACGCAAAGUUGAAGCUCUUGACUUCGUGAUGCUGCAUUCACUGACGGCCGCCGUAUUCUUCCCCACGAUUAUUAGGCAGGAGUGGAUAAGCAUAGAGACACGAGCUCGGUUACUGGAGUGGAAGGGACGCUCAGACCUGAUCACCUACGCGGCCCUGGGAUGCCCAAAGUUGUACCCAGAUAGAAUCACCAGGUACCGACCCAAGCAAGCGGCAACUGGGUGGUCUGACGUGGUGCAGCGCGCACGAGUGUACCAGGACGAUGGACAUGCCUGCAAGGUCAUCCGGGCACUCAUGUGCGCCGAGAGUGUGUGCCAACCUUUCGAGGGGGAGGAAGGUUUUCCAUUGAAGAAGGCAGACUUUCUAACAGUGGCACACAUGGCAAUGGAUUCGGUCGAGCGUAUGUUAGAUCCAAAUUGGGUGCGGCAAACCGAAAAGGUCAAGCAGAUGUCGGCCGAAGGUCGCGGGCAGCACUCGCAGGUCUCUGCAAUCAUGUUGCGCUGGAAUACCACGGGGAGACUCUACCAACCGGUCAGAUUAUCCUCUAUCAGUACUCCUAGAGAAGACUGCACAAUUGCAAUGCGUCGGUACGCCAUCCUAGGCGCCACUGGCAACACCGGCCAGGCACUACUGAACGUCCUCCUGCAGUCGCCCGACAACCAGAUUCACGCCUACUGCCGUUCUGCCUCAAAGCUGAACAGAUUACAUCCUGAGAUCACUCAACACGAUCAGGUGAAAGUGUGGGAAGGGUCGCUGCAGGAUGCCUCGCUACUAUCUGAAUGCAUUCGAGGCACGCGAGCCGUCUUCAUGGUAGUGGCGAUUCCCGACAAUAUGCCAUACUGUACCAUCGCCCAGGACUGCACCAAUAGCGUGCUUAACGCUCUCAGAGAGCUCCAAACUGAAGGGUGCCAGCCUAUACCCCAGUUAAUUGUUCUCUCUUCUGCUAGCCUUGAGGACUCUUUGUGCACCGACGUUCCGCCCCUCAUUCACCGAAUCCUCAACAUAGCCGCUGGUAAUCUCUACAGUGACCUAGCAAAGGCCGAGGAGACCCUACGUGCUGAGAAGUCCUGGGUGUCAACAACAUUCGUCAAACCUGGGGGACUAGUGCACGAUGUGCAACGCGGUCACACUCUCAGCACAAAAACCGCGAAGACCCCGGUUUCUUUCCUCGAUGUGGCAGCCGGGAUGGUGGAGAUUGCUAACUUGGAGGAUAGGAGAUAUGAUAUGAUGAAUGUGAGCGUCAAUGCAAUCGGAGAUGGGACGGCGUUUCCGUGGAAAGGGGUAUACUAUGUGCUGACUGGACUGCUCUUCCAUUUCUUUCCUUGGACCUACAAGUAUUUCGGGGAUUGCCCCAUGCCCAAGCCCAAGAAAGAUCUAUAA